AUGACAAUUCGUGAUAAAAUUGCGUUUGGGGAUUACUUUAUUACAUCUGAUCGUUUCAGAGUCGCCGCAAUAGACUUCGAACAAGCUUUGGCAAUGAAGUUCACCAAGGGGCGUGGCCACAUCAUUCCAAGACAUAAGUUCGACCAGGUACGUUUCGUAGCUGGUAUUCUAAAGACCCGUGGCACUGAACCAAUACACGAUGACAUUGAACAAUGGCGAAAGCUGGAACGCGUGUAUACGCAGAAAUUCUACAGAUUUCCCGCCUUCAACCUUGCUGUUGUUGUACUAACUAAACCCUGGGUUUUUAAUACAUACGUUAAUAAAAUACCGUAUGCCACCAAAGAACAAGAUUUUGAUGGAGUUUGUACGGCAACCGCUGUAAAGGCUACCAGAAGCUGGUCUACAAUUAAAUAUUUAUACACCCAAGAGGUUGAAAUGGUGCCGAGAGAAGAAUGCGAAAAGAUCCUGUGUAGAAGUUGCAGACUUUUUAUGUGCACUGUAUUCAAUAACAGGAAUCAAUAUGCAUACUCCGACAGCAAACGAGCUGACGUAUCGCCUGAUGGGCAAUUAGCGCCACCCGUGGACAUCCGCAACAACGGAAGGGUUAAGAGUGCGUUGGCGACAUUUUGGGGAUAA
This is a messenger RNA of Spodoptera exigua (beet armyworm), 636 nucleotides long. The record is from the annotation of a GenBank genome assembly. Lineage: Eukaryota; Metazoa; Arthropoda; Insecta; Lepidoptera; Noctuidae.